AUGGCAGAUCCAAUAGGCAUUGCUUCUGGGGUAUUACAAUUGACGCUGUUUGCCUUUAAAUCAACUACUAUUCUCUACCAGUUAGUCGACAGCUUUCGCAGCAACCAGAGGAAUGUGCGCGAGCUUAAGGAAGAGCUCAGAGCCCUUAACGAAGUCUUACAGUCUCUUCAAGAGACUUCGGUCAGCACGGAUGUUGAUUUUACAGCGCUUAAGCUUCCUCUCCUCCGAUGCGGCAAGGCUUGCAAGGAAUUCGAAGCGGUGAUUCUCAGCUGUGCAGAGCAUUCUAGUGGCCCCAGGACGAGUUUUAGGGACUGGGCAAAGUUAAAGUACCUGGGAGGCGAUAUCGCUGGAUUUAAAAACAUGCUAGCGGGGUAUAAGUCUACCAUUUCUAUUGCGCUCGGCAACGCAAACAUGCGUACGGCUGCUAUUACCAUCAAAGUGCUCAAAGAAUACAAAGAAAUGAUCUCAAAUACGACUGCCGACCUCGAAGAGCACCUCCAAAGUAUUGACAAUAGACUACGGAUCAUCUCAGAAGGCACGGGAAUUUCCAAUGCAGAUACGGACGAGCGGCAACAAAUACAGGAGGAGAGAACCAGCACUAAACAGUGCCUUGAUAUCUGCACCAAAAUCUUGAUUCAAAUAGAUGAACUCCAGCCCAACGCCUUUAUAAACCUUUCGUCUGCUCAUCAUCCACCCGUCACCACGCUUAGUGGUCUUACCUCGGCUCAACAACUCACUGCCACUACCUUUAAGGCAUGCAAAGAGAAACUCACCGAUACAACCACUCAUCUCGAAAGGCAACUCCGAGAUAUCAACAAUCGACUAAACCGAUUCUCCUUGCAACCGACAGACCUAUCGAACGAGCAGGCUGCUGAGCGAGAAAUAAUGCAAGAAGAGAGGGACGCCAUCCGACAAAGCUUAGACAUUUGCGUUGAUGCCUCUAAGCAAGCAAACCAAGAUCAUGCCAAUGUUUACGAGGAUAUAUCCCUAGUGGAUGAUGGCCAGCAAGUGAUCAUCUCAACGGUGGGAGCUCUGAUCGCAGCAAGGCGCGUCACAGCUGGAUCCAGAUCGUUCCAAGUGUUUGGACAGCUGUCUGAUGAAUCCUUCCAGCAACUGUCGCGUCAUAUCGGUACUGAGAAAGACAUAGAACCUCGGACGAGAGUAGAGCCAGAAUUUGAGGGCCGCUAUGGAACGGGAGUCAAGCUUAGCGGACAAACCUUGAAGGGCGUCGGAACCCCACCCAAAUAG
This is a messenger RNA of Hyaloscypha bicolor E, 1248 nucleotides long. RefSeq lists its product as uncharacterized. The transcript is spliced from 2 exons. Bases 1 to 1248 code for a protein of 415 amino acids. The record is from RefSeq and is a predicted model, not a curated record. NCBI's taxonomy places the organism in Eukaryota, Fungi, Ascomycota, Leotiomycetes, Helotiales, Hyaloscyphaceae.